AUGUGGUCGAACUUGAUAUUUUUGACUAUCAUUUUUGGGACAUUUGAGUCAUCGACUGCCCAAUCAUUUCCAGUGCCAACUAUCAAGAUUUACAACUUUGCGAGUUCCGAUGACUCUUCCAGACUAUUCUACACCCUCUUAUCGGAAAUUUCGGUUCUUGAGGAUUACGACCCUUCCGAGUACCCAGUACCCAAGGACCUGGGUAUCGCAAUGAUAGGCGAAUUUCCCACAAACUGUAGCUGUCCGGAUCUCAGUAAAAUUCACUCUGUCACCAAUCAAUUCGGACAGCUCAAAUUCGAAAGAGCUGAAAAUGUGACCCCCGAUAUGGUCGACCAUGGCUUGGCUGGCUUUUUGGCUCCCUUUCCCGGCUAUUGUGGAAGUGACCAAAUCGAGGUCAUCGAGUUUUAUUCUCCAGCGCUGAAAACUUUCCGCUACGACACCUCCAACAAUAUCCAGUCGUAUUUGACCGACUACAAAUUUCUGUUCCGUCCUGUUCGUGUUCUAGGAUACGCCUAUUAUUCAUCCCCAAAUGUUUGGUUAAGUGGAACCCCUCCAUACAUCAAGCAAGGAGUGCAAAGCCAGUUUUAUAAAACCAUCUCCGUGAAAUUCGAAAUGGUCCGAGUGCUCAAAAAAGGGAACCAAUAUUCCUAUGCAAUCAAUCAGGACAUUAUAAAAAACCUGACCGAAUCUGGAUGGAGUCUCACUGGUGAAACUCGUCCAGGACCUGUUAGCUCUCAAAACGAGCUAGAGAAAAUCAGGGAGAUUUGUGGAGCAGACUCCCUGCAGAAAUGUCGGGACACUUUCGAUGCCAGUUCCGGGCUUUAUAGACCAAUCAAUUUGGAUACUAUGGAGAUGGGAAGCCGGGAGGAUAAGGGAGAUUGUGGAUACUUUUUGACUAGCACUUCCAAUUGCUUCAGUCAAGCACAAGCAAUAUAUUCCUAUGAUGUAAAUUACGGCUCCAUCCAAGCAAUGUACGUCAACUACCCGAGCAACACCGGCGGUGGAUCUGUUGGGCGUGCCUCUCCAUACAUUUUCUCUCUAUUGAAAUUGUAA
Molecule: messenger RNA, 1053 nt
Organism: Caenorhabditis briggsae
Lineage: Eukaryota; Metazoa; Nematoda; Chromadorea; Rhabditida; Rhabditidae
Exons: 6
Coding region: 1-1053 (350 amino acids)
Source: RefSeq, a predicted model, not a curated record